CAGCGGCCGCCGUAUCGGCUGCUCCUCCCGCUGCUGCUGGCCGCGGCUGCGCGCGCGCUGGGGUUGCGGCGGGCGGCGCGCGCUUUUCAACCGCCAUGAGCCUGUGGGCAGACAAGUACCGGCCCGGGUCCCUCGGCAGGCUGGACUACCACCGCGAGCAGGCGGCGCAGCUCCGCAACCUGGUUCAGUGUGGUGACUUCCCUCAUCUGUUGGUGUAUGGACCAUCAGGAGCUGGAAAAAAGACGAGAAUAAUGUGUUUGUUAAGGGAAUUGUAUGGUGCAGGAGUGGAAAAACUGAGGAUUGAGCAUCAGAGUAUAACGGCACCUUCUAAAAAGAAAAUUGAAAUUAGCACCAUUGCAAGUAAUUAUCACCUUGAAGUUAAUCCAAGUGAUGCAGGAAACAAUGACCGUGUGGUAAUUCAGGAACUCUUGAAGACAGUAGCACAAUCCCAACAGCUUGAGACAAGUACUCAACGAGAUUUUAAAGUGGUACUGUUAACAGAAGUCGACAAACUCACUAAAGACGCUCAGCAUGCUUUGCGACGAACAAUGGAGAAGUACAUGGCGACCUGCAGGUUGAUCCUGUGCUGCAACUCCAUGUCAAAAAUUAUAGGACCUAUUCAAAGCAGAUGCCUGGCUGUACGAGUGCCUGCUCCCAGCAUUGAAGAUAUCUGCCAUGUCUUGUCCAGUGUGUGUAAGAAAGAAGGCCUGACUCUUCCGCAGGAACUGGCUCAGAGGCUUGCAGAGAAAUCUGGCAGGAAUCUUCGGAAAGCACUACUUAUGUGUGAGUCCUGCAGAGUACAACAGUAUCCUUUUACUGCUGAUCAAGACAUUCCUGAGAUGGACUGGGAAGUUUAUUUGAGAGAAACAGCAAAUGCUAUUGUCGGUCAACAGACACCACAAAGGCUUUUAGAGGUCCGUGGACGGCUUUAUGAGCUCCUGACACACUGCAUCCCUCCUGAGAUUAUAAUGAAGGGCCUCCUGACAGAACUUCUAAAUAACUGUGAUGGACAACUGAAAGGAGAAGUUGCACAGAUGGCAGCCUUUUAUGAACACCGCCUGCAACUGGGCAGCAAAGCCAUUUAUCACCUGGAAGCAUUUGUAGCAAAGUUUAUGGCAAUUUACAAGAAGUUUAUGGAGGAUGGACUAGAUGACAUGAUGUUCUGACUCUGAUGCCCAAAGUCGUACAUAGAAUGUUGUAUCAUGCUGCCAAUAAUGUUGCAGACAUUGUCUGCUUGUCCAUACUUGAUUGCAUGUGGGUCUAGUUCAGAGGCAAAUAUUUUAUUUUUGCCUUUGAACACAGUGAACUAAACAGUGUUUGUUCAGUUUUAGAAACCAGAUGGAUUGUUUGACAGCCACAAAUCCAUCUUUCAAUCCAUAUGAAAUACUUUCAGAAGAGAGAACGUGGAUGCUGCAUGCUCACUUUCUGAUUGUUCCUGGGCAAGGCUGUAAGCAAAAGAUGGUUUUUCCAUGUUGUGGUACGUUCCAGUUGGAGCGUGUAUGUUCUGCCUACUGAUUUGUAUUAUCUCACUGUUUGUCUGGCUUCUUUUAUUUUUAGCCACACUAUUUUCUGUGCUGUACUGACACAGAAUGGUUUUUGAGUCUUGUUUGUAAGCAGUCACAUUGAAAUUGUGGAUGAGCAAUGCUUUUGUGUUGCUUGUUACAUGUUGUCAAACUGAUUUACAUUUUGUUUAGAAGGAAUAUAUGAAGCAAGGCCACUUACUGGCUGAUGCUUUCAACAUACAUAAUGCUGUUCAGGUAAAGAUUAUUCCUUUGACUGUGGUUUAACCCAGGGUAAGGUUUCAACUUUUAACAAAUAUUAUUUCACUUCUUAAAAUGAUGUGAUGUUUUUAAAAUGGCAAAAUAAAUUGUAAAAAAUAAUGAACAAUAAAUGAAAUGCUGAAUUAGUGUUUUACACUGUCUGUGA
Molecule: messenger RNA, 1926 nt
Organism: Grus americana (Whooping crane)
Lineage: Eukaryota; Metazoa; Chordata; Aves; Gruiformes; Gruidae
Gene: RFC3
Product: replication factor C subunit 3
Exons: 9
Coding region: 96-1166 (356 amino acids)
Biological process (GO): DNA repair; DNA-templated DNA replication
Cellular component (GO): DNA replication factor C complex; nucleus
Molecular function (GO): ATP hydrolysis activity; DNA clamp loader activity; DNA binding
Source: RefSeq, a predicted model, not a curated record